Messenger RNA from Cololabis saira (Pacific saury), 1859 nucleotides. It is a transcript of the gene nkx2.5, whose product is annotated as NK2 homeobox 5. Gene Ontology annotation, biological process: regulation of transcription by RNA polymerase II; cell differentiation. NCBI's taxonomy places the organism in Eukaryota, Metazoa, Chordata, Actinopteri, Beloniformes, Belonidae. Gene Ontology annotation, cellular component: nucleus. The transcript is spliced from 2 exons. Gene Ontology annotation, molecular function: RNA polymerase II cis-regulatory region sequence-specific DNA binding; DNA-binding transcription factor activity, RNA polymerase II-specific. The record is from RefSeq and is a predicted model, not a curated record. The coding region runs from base 201 to 1124 and encodes 307 amino acids.
AAAGUUUGGAGUCAGAGUUGACAUUCAAAAUGCACACUUCACUCAAGACCACUCUGGGACACCAAACUAACACUUAAACCUGGUAAAUAGUACCAGGAAGAGAAGAGGGUUUGUUGACCCUAUUUGUUGCAUCCAUAUGAUAGUCGUAGUGGUUUUUUUUUUUCCUUUCUUUUUUCCCCCCACGCUUUUAGUUCUUGGCAAUGUUUCCCAGCCCCAGCACGUCCACUCCCUUCUCCGUAAAGGAUAUAUUAAAUCUGGAGCAGAAUCAGGACGUCAUGGUUCCUUCUCUGGACGUUUCCUCUCGCAUGGACUGCUGCAGCGGGCCCACAUCCUCCUCCUGCAUGCUGUCGCGCCUGAACCUGAAGCAGGAGCCUCUCCGGGACGGGGCUCUGUUUGAGGAGGACGUGCACGACUCCAAAGUCGCCAGACGCCACGGCCUCAACUUCGCAUCUACAUUUUACACCAAAGCCCACAUAGAAAUGAACAAUGGGGGGAAAUCCGACGAGGAGAAACGGAGAAAAGAGGAUUUCAGUUCCUUGACGGAGUCUGCGGAGGAGAUGAAGGCCGAUGAUGUGGAGCGGGCCAAGCCGCGGAGACGCAGGAAGCCGCGCGUCCUGUUCUCGCAGGCGCAGGUGUACGAGCUGGAGCGGCGCUUCAAGCAGCAGCGCUACCUGUCCGCCCCGGAGAGAGACCACCUGGCCGGCGCGCUCAAGCUGACCCCCACGCAGGUGAAGAUCUGGUUCCAGAACCGGAGGUACAAGUGCAAGCGGCAGCGGCAGGACCAGAGCCUGGAGAUGGUGUCCCUGCCGCCCAGGAGGGUGUCGGUGCCGGUGCUGGUGCGGGACGGGAAGCCCUGCGUGGCGGCGGACGCGGCCUCCUACACCCCGUCCUACAGCAGCAUGGCCCCCAUCAACCACUACUACAACAACUACCCGGCCUUCAGCGGCUACAACACCAACUAUGCGUGCAGCCAUCACCCCGCCGCGUCCGUGCAGACUGUGCAGGGAUCCCCCAACAACGGGAAUUACAUGAACUUUGGGGUCGGGGACUUGAAUAAUGUGCAGAACACCUUCUCCCCCCCCGGCAGCGGAGUGUCUUCGUUACACGGAAUUAGGACAUGGUAAACCCGAGGCCUGACGCCUGAGAGCUAAAUACAUACUUCUACUAAUCCACUUUGACAGGAUUUUUAAGGCUGCAUGCAGAUUUAAGUUUGCCAAUUGUGGAGUUUAUUUGUGUAUUCUCUGUAUUUAGUUUAGUUUUAGUUUAGUUUAUUUGCACAUACAAAUAUACAACCGUUUUAAAAGUACAGACUAUAAGGAAAUAAUAAAAAAAGAAAUACAAUAUAACAAAAAAUGUGCGGGAGGAACCAAAAAAACCCAUAAGGGCUUGUCGAGUGGUCCUCCUAUAAUGAAACAAACAAUAUCUACAGAAAUAUCUAAAACAUAGGACAACUAAGGAAAAUAAGCUAAAUUACUAGAAAACAAAAACAGGAAUCUAAUGAGGGAGUGCAGAGAAGUAUUAGAAAAGAAUGGUUAAGCUUUGCUAACUUGGGCUAGCAAAAAUGUUGUGAUUUGUUUUUUGAAAUUAUUGAAAUUAUUAUUUGUACUCGAGCAUUGUCUAAUAUGGUGUGGUAAGGUGUUCCAAUAAAGAGGACCUCUGAAUCUAAUUGAAAAGUAAACCUGAAAAGGGUGGGAUGGAGAAUGUUUGCUGUCUUUACUAAAGUAAUCUCGAUAGUUUUUGUUUUUUUUGUUUUAAGCACCAGUUUUUGUCUUAAUAACCAAAGCUUUCAUUUAUUUCAGCAUAUAUGUAAUUUCUGCAAAAUAUUAGUUGUAAUUAAAAAAUACAUUUUGAAUUAAAAC